UCCUGCCAGGAGUAAAGAUUGAUGGGAAACACAGAGCCAGGCUCAGCAUGCUGCCACCAGGUCUUUGGGUCCUAUUGAAUCAUAACGCUUAUAAAAUUGUCCACCAUAAAGGAGAAAAAAGAGGUUGAUGGAACAAUAUUUAUUCAAGAAGCUUAGGAUCUAUAAUUGCUUUUUUUCCCUUCCCCCUCUCUGGGAAGAACAAGGGAUAAAAAGGACUUUGAAAAAUUCUUGUGAAUAGGAGCAGGGAAUGGUGCUUACAGAGAUGGAGGAGAUUUCCCUGGGAGUUUAAAAUGCUUUGCUCUGUUUAAAACUCGGCCAGCUUGUCUGGCCUUAAUACUUGCUCCUCAGCCUGCGGAGAGAGCUGUCUCCAGCAGGAAAACCCGGAUCACUUUGGGAGGAGAGCAGGCAGCCCCAGGAGAGACUGGCUGGCAGAGCGGGGCACGGGGUGGGGUAGUGUCUGCUGCCAGGCCAGAGGGGCAGGAGCAGGCUUGGAGGGAGGGAAGGAAGGAGGGAUGAGGGAGGGAUGGAAGGAGGGAGGACAAGAGGGAGGCCUAGGUGGGGAGAGAGGGGAGCAGUCAGCUAGAGCGCGGAGCCACCCAUGUACCCAUGCCCCGUGCAUGCGCACACACACACGCCCUGCCCCAUACCCAUACUCCUGUGCAGACCUGUACACACACGCCAGUAACCACAGUCCUGUGCGCGCACACCGCCCACAGGCACCCCCACGGACACAUGCAGACACCCCUGUACGCACGCACACCUCCCAGCAGGCACGCCCCCUGCACACACUGCGGCCUCUCCCCACCACCACACACACACCUUGCACCCCACAGGCACCCAGGCACGCACACCUCAUACACCGCACCUCCACGCCUCUCCGAGCACAUGCCCCCCGCACCUCCACACCUCUCUGUGCACAGCCCCCGCCCCAGCAGGCUGCUGGUCCCACACAGACUGGCCAUGGGACCAAGGAAGACCAGGCUGUGUCACCACCUUUGUAGCUGCCACCCUGGUUCUCCUGCCCCAUGCCUGCCAGUGGCUUCUCUCAGCAGGGACCAGCAAUGAUCAAGAAUCACUUUUGAACACUGGAAGCCCCUCACUGGGCUUUUUUUCCCCCCACUGGAAAUUUGAGGCCGGCACCAUGCCCUGGAGAUGCCUGCAGGCUUUGGCCUGUGAUGGUACAAAGAUCACACAGCAGCAGCCCGGAUCUGCUCUCCUUUACAUGUUUGUGUCCAAAGUUCCUGCCAGGAAAUUCCUUCCUUCUUUUUUUCCAGACUCCGUGUGGCUGCCCUUGCUAUUAAAAACAAAAUAAAAACUGCAGUUACACCCUCAAGGCUCAUGGCUAGCUCUCUUCUGCGUUACCAACUUUUUCCCAGAGUCUAUGGGCAAGUGUUUCCCACCUGGCCAGUGGCUUUCAAAAAAUCCUUAUUUCAAGCCGAAACUUGGAUUUCCCUUUGGGUUUUUUUUUCCCUUGUGGGGUUUGUUGUAAGUAAAAUUUUCCAGCCCCCUGCUUUCUGUGCGGGCAGGAGCAAGCAGUUACCCAGCAGAGGCCGUCAGGACGACACAUGCUGGUUGGACAUACACAGAUGGACACGCUGGCAAACCACCGCGUGCGAGCAAAGGCACGUGUGGAACAGGACUCGAGCAGCACACAUGCACAUACCCCCUGGCAUGACCCAUGUGCAUGUACACAUGUGCACAGCAGAUGCACACACGCAGCAUGCACAUGCAUUUGCAGCCAAGCACAUCCGUGGCCCAAGAUGCACAUGAACAUGACACAUCUAUGACAUAUACCUGCGCAUGCCACAUGCACACACAUGGAUGUGUGCAAACAUGGGACACACAAUACAAGCACAGUGAAUGCACAGAAAAGCACGCUAUGCACCUGCACCGAGCUUUGUGGUGCAACCAGGAGAACUUGCAGAUUCAGGAAGAGGAUGUAGCAUCACUGAGCAGCCAGGAAGCCACAGGGGUGGCUUGAGCAGCCUGGGGCAUCAAAGAAGUCACGAAGUUGGCAGGGGAGCAGGCGUGGGGGGGGGGUGGGGUGUCGGGGGGGUGAGGGGUCGAGGGGCAGCCAUGGCGCUGGAUGGCGCUCCUCUGCUUUUGCCAGGUUUAUUGAAGCCGAUCCGUUUGCUGCGUCACUGCCGAGCAAACGCCAGUGCCCUGGCAGCCCGGUGGGAGAUGUGUGCCUGCACCCGCACGCAGCGGGCACUGCUGCGCCUUCAGCCCCUGCCUGCCUUGCCGGGACCACCCCCCUGUCCCGCCCGGGGGCCUCGGGGAGACCCAUUCCUUGGAGAGGGCUUCGGCCCAGGCGUGCCGCUGCGGCCACCACCCCGUUGCAGUUUGAUUUCAGAGAGCAAAUACGGCUCUUCAGCUGCGACGAGUUGGAACAGACCGUGCCGCCGUAUGGGCCAGGGCCCGGCUGCGCCCUGCGACGCCCCUGCCCACGGCUGGGGGCCAGGCUGGGUGGUCCUGGCAGGCCCCUUCCAACGCCCCCGGCCACGUCCUGCCGCUGCACGCCCCGCCCGCGGGCCCGGCUGUGCCAACGCGCCUCGUUCUGUGCCGCAGCCGGACCCGGCGCCAGCUCCGAGGGGGCUUCUGGCGGCCCCGCUCUGCUCCCCGCCUGUCCCGGCGCGCGGCCAGGGCUGGCACGAGGCCGCUCGCUCCGUCGCCAAACCGGGACGGCCGAGCCGGGGCGCGGGGACGCCUGUCCCCGGGGGCACGGGGGGCGCGAACACCCGGGUGCGCGGGGACGCGCGUGCUCCGGUGCGCGGGGCAGGGGGGCGCGUGCCCCCGUGCCCGGCGGCGUCACCCGCUGCCCUGCGCGGCGCCGGCCCCACCCAGUGCCGCGUGCCGGCCCCACCCAGUGCCGCGCGGGACGGGCGGAGCCGGCGGUGGCCGCAGCCGCCCGCGGGCAAAGUGCGGGGCGAGCGCCGGGCGGCCGCAGGGGCAGCUACGGAGCGCUCUACGGCCAUGCGGCUCUGCAGCAUCACCAUCCUGCUGGGCGCAGCCCUCCUCCUGCCUGCAUCUGGGGGCACCCAGGCUCUGAGUGACACAGGGCAGAAGGACCUCGCCAUGGAGCAGGAUUUGGCCAAGGAAAUCAUUCCAGGCAUACAAGCUGUGGAGCUGCUGGAGGAGGGUGAGAUCUCUGAAGAGGUGGAACCACGUAUAAAGGUCAUCUCCAGAAGUGUCUGGGCUCGACAGGGUCAGGCGGCACCUGAGGAGGACCGUGACCACCUCUACCACCCUCAGGACAAUGCCAUGGAGGCCGAUGUCCGCGUGCCACCCUGGAUGCUGUCCCUGGAGGUGCAGAGUGGCCCAGAGGAGGACCGUGACUAUAUCCACCAUAGCUAAGCAGAAACAUCCCCAGGUUGCGAAAUGAGGGGUGGGAGCUGGCCCUGCAGCUUCCCAAAGCGACUCAUCCCUCACUACCCACUCCUGAGCCCCCCCCCCGCAAUAAACCCAUUCCCUGUUCCACA
Molecule: messenger RNA, 3479 nt
Organism: Falco peregrinus (peregrine falcon)
Lineage: Eukaryota; Metazoa; Chordata; Aves; Falconiformes; Falconidae
Product: translation initiation factor IF-2-like
Exons: 4
Coding region: 1861-3354 (497 amino acids)
Source: RefSeq, a predicted model, not a curated record